UUUACUGUACGGGCUCUCGGAGGCGGCGGCAAAGCCACCAUGGCUGACGGUAGUGGCGGUCCUGCCGAAGCGUCUAGUCCGCGGGAGUCCCCGGGCCGGGCGCCGCGGGUGCCGCGUGCCGUCGGGCCCAGUAGCGGCAGCGGCUGCGGGGAGACCCCGCGGACGCCGGCCUUGGCGCUACGCUUCGACAAGCCCAUCAAGCAGGCCUUCUACAACACCGGGGCCGUGCUGUUCGUGUGCCUGUGCUGCGGCGCCGCUGUGCUCGUCUACUUCAUUUUGGAGGCCUUCCUGCGGCCGCUGCUGUGGGCCGUGCUGUGCGGCACCUUCCUGCACCCCUUCAAGAGCUCGCUCACGCGCCUGGGCCGCCACUGGCUGCAGCGCCUGCACCGCGCGCACACGCCCAUCGUGCUGGCCGCACUGCUGCUGCCGCUCUGCUUUGCAGACUACGGCGUCGAGGCCCUAGGCGAGCAGGCGCUGCGCCGCCGCCGGCUGCUGCUGCUGCUCGGCACCGGCGGCCCCCUCCUCUACGGCCUUUACAGCCUGGGCAGCUACCUGGGUGUACAGGUGCUGCUGGCCUACGUCGGCGAGCUCAUUUGCCGCGGGCUGGACUACUUCAGCAGUCUGUGGAUCUGGACGUUGGUGGUUGGCUAUGUGUUGACUGUUUCAUUCAAGUGGAAUGCAAGCACUGAACGCUACUUAAGAGCAAUUUCAAUUCCCGUCUGGAUUAUAUUGCUCUUUCAUUUAGCAUCUCUGGCCGGCUCAUGGAGAAUUCCAGUAUUCCUGGUUAUUGUUUUCCUGAUGUCUGUGGGCACCCUUUAUGAAAAACAGAACGGAAAAGAGUCUGCUGGGGCAGAGUUACCCGGGCAAGUUAUCUCCAUGGCCGCCUCCACGCUGGCCACCUUGGCUAUCUCCAUCACAGGGUAUGAGUCCGGCACGGAAGACCAGCCCUCGGCCCAGCCUGAAGAAACCAUGGACAGAGGAGAACCCCCUCCAACACUGUCCUCUUCCUCUUCCUCCCCUUCACCCACGCUGGGCAGACAGAAGCCAGAAAUUGGGACGUUCCUCAGGAAGAAGAAGACGAGCGAUGUCUACUUCGUGGCUCUCGUUUGGGCCAUCAUUGCCGUCCAGCUGUGGCUGAACCUGUGGAUUGUGCAGCUGCUGCCAGUGCCGAUUGCAGUCUGGGUACUCAAAAAGCUCAUCAUUCACUUUGGAGUUGUGAACUUCUUGGAGCAGCGCUGCUACGUGUGGUGGCAGGCCGUGGAGAACUUCCUCAGGGAGCGGCAGGAAGCUCUAGCGCCGUGGCCAGUCAUCGGGCUCGGGAAAUUCCUGCUAAAAGUUGAUAGCAAGAUGAUCAUCUGGUUGGAGAAGAUGUUAGACAAAAUAAUUAGCAUUUUCAUCAUAUUUUUGUUAGUGAUAGGAACCCUUCUUUUAGCCCUGCUCCUGACUGCAAAGGUCCAUCAAGAGAGCGUACACAUGAUCGAAGUCACAAGCAGCUUGAUUAAUGAAACUCUAGCAAAUCACCCUGAGUGGGCAAAUUGGCUUCCUGAGGCUCAGGUAGUCCAAAGAGCCCUUAAUUCUGCAGCUAACAACGUGUAUCAGUAUGGACGAGAAUGGAUAACCCACAAGCUUCAUAAAAUUCUUGGAGAUAAGGUGAACAAUACUGCUGUGAUUGAAAAGCAAGUACUAGAACUUUGGGACAGACUGUAUCAUUCUUGGUUUGUAAAGAACGUAACCCAUUCUGGAAGGCACAAAGGACACAAGAUGCACAUAAGUCGUCAGAAUAGCUGGCUGGGAGACAUUCUGGACUGGCAGGAUGUCGCGUCCUUCAUCCACGAGAACAUUGAGACAUUUCUUUCUAUCCUAGAGUCUCUGUGGAUUGUGAUGAGCCGGAACGUGAGCCUGCUUUUCACCACCGUCACUACACUCCUGACCAUCCUCUUCUACAGCGGGACGGCCCUUCUCAACUUCGUGCUGUCCCUGAUAAUUUUCCUGACCACACUAUUUUAUCUAUUAAGUUCCAGUGAUGAGUACUACAAGCCAGUGAAGUGGGUGAUAAGCCUGACACCACUCUCUCAGCCAGGUCCUUCUUCUAAUAUUAUUGGCCAGUCUGUGGAAGAAGCUAUCAGAGGGGUGUUCGAUGCUUCCCUCAAAAUGGCUGGCUUCUACGGACUGUACACCUGGCUGACUCAUACUAUAUUUGGCAUCAACAUUGUCUUCAUACCAUCAGCUUUAGCAGCAAUCCUUGGAGCAGUGCCGUUUCUGGGGACGUACUGGGCAGCCAUACCUGCAGUUCUGGACCUGUGGCUCACACAAGGCUUAGGGUGCAAAGCCAUCUUACUGUUGGUUUUUCAUCUCUUGCCAACAUACUUUGUAGAUACUGCCAUCUAUUCUGAUAUAUCAGGAGGUGGCCAUCCUUACUUGACCGGCUUGGCGGUGGCUGGUGGAGCAUACUACCUGGGCCUUGAAGGGGCAAUCAUCGGGCCCAUCCUCCUCUGUAUCCUUGUGGUCGCUUCCAAUAUCUAUAGUGCCAUGCUUGUGAGUCCCACGAAUUCAGUGCCCAUGCCAAACCAGACCCCGUGGCCUGCUCACACCCAGCGGACUUUCCAUGACAUUUCUGAAGAUGUGAAAUCUUCGGUAGACUGACACAGCUGCCGCUGCAGUGAUUUCUCUAGGAGGUUCAUCCUGGACUGUGAGUUCAGCUCAGCUAUGGCCUUCUGUCCGUUCAGCUGUGCCUAGCACGCAGAGCCCAGGAGAAGGAGCAGAAGCCGCCUGGCCUUCCACACCGCAGGCACGGACAAGAGCGAACUGGCUGUGGGCUGCUUUGCCAUUUUAAAGCACAGCGUUAGCGCUCCGAAAUGUGGUUUGCACACCUCACCGUUGCUAAGAUGGCUUGAAAAGUUUCCGUUUGUACACUGGUACCAUGGCUUGAAAUUUCCCCCCUUUGCUUGUCUAUAUUAUGAUUAGAAUAUGUAUUUAUAAAGUUAUUUUUAAGAGCCCUUAAACUACCUGCUGUAACAGGGCAUACAAUGUAAUUUUUCUCUUGUUUUAAGAAAUCUGUUCAUACACUUUUUGACGAGUCACUUUUCGAUGAAAAGGGCUUUCACUUUUGAGUAUGUAGUUACUUGAGCAGGAAAAUGAGUCUUCCCACAGUGUACAGUCCUCUCUGAGGAAGGACUAAUCUUAAGUGUUAGGGCGGAGUGGCUUAUUUCAAGUUCAGUUAGUUUUAUGUCGCAACCAUGGGAGAGACAGACAGACUAAAGAUUUUUAUCCACUUCCUUUUUUCUCCAUCCCCCAUCACACCGUUGCCAAAAUUCCAAAACUUGGCAGACCACAUUGAAGUGAAAUAUGUAUAAGCUGCUAUUAUUAAUGGUAACAAUAUGAUAGAAUUCAAGUUGUGAUUUUUUUCCUUUCAAAAUGUCUUAAGUGAAAAAUCUCAGGUGCAGCAGUACUUUGAUUUGGUAAUGUAUCCGUUUCUUUAUUUGGAAUUCUGCCCCUUAGGUACUGAUAGAGUAGGAUUUGGUAUUUAUGUAGCAUUUUUCCAUCACUCAGCACAGUGCCUUGCACACAAGACUCUCUAGGUGACUUUUUAAGUAUGUCAGUUAUCACAAUAACCAGCAUAGUGCUUUACGUUUUGUAGAGUCUCUCUGAGUAUAAUUAUUUCACAACAACAUCACAUAACCUUUCGUACAGCUUUAUCUUGUUUUGUAACAGUUUCACACAGAUGGGGAAGCCAAGGUUCAGAAAAGCGACCAACUCAAAGCCCUGAAUUUAGUAAGAUUUGAGCUCAACUCUCUGACUCCGUAAGCCCUCAAACUCUGCUAUACUGUCGUGUUUCUCCUUAAUCUCUUCAGUGUUUCCAGUGCAGUGAGAUGGAAUAGGUGUCCUUGGACUUGUCCUGCAGUUAACCACAGGGCCAGGACUAGGACCGAGCUCCCGGCCUUGGGCCCUUUCCGUUAAGUGAAAACAGUCCUUGGGCUCUUUCUCCGCCCCUGAGGGAAUGUGGAGGAGAAAUGGCUCUUUAGUGUCAGAGAUCACGUUUUUUGCAAAACAAAAGUAGAAACUAUUUUUUCUAAGACCCUUCUCACCAAGAAGCAUUGUUAGUGAUAAUUAAGUUAAACUUAUUCUGAUGUUUCUUAAGAAAAACUCUGUCUAGAAGGGAGGCUACAAUAAGGUCUUCGACUGUUCAUACAGGAGAGUGCAUGCAGGUCUCGUAUUUUUACUAUGAAUCCUUCAGCAAUUAUAAUUUGAUAUAACACCAGGUAUUUCAUUCGGCCACUGAAUACCUCAUUAUUUUUUGCAGCCUGUUGUUUAAUCAUUCAUUCAGCAAAACCUUUACUGGGAGUUUGCCAGACUCUAGGUUGCCUGCCAGAUGCUGUGCAGGGUACUGUAGGGAAUAACUCAUGAGAAGGCCUUCUCUCACAUCAAAGUGUAGCCAGAUCAUACAUACUGCUAAAAAGAAAAUUUUCUAUUAAAGGAGUUAAAAAAGAAAUCAGGUUUGUUUUUGUUAAUUGCAUAAAGGAAAGUUUAUGGCUAUAAUCAGCACAUAUUUGUAAGAGGUAAGUAUACACAAUGAGUUAGGGUGCAUAUACAGAUUAUGUUCUUCCCAAGUGGUUUGAGCUGUACAAAGUGAUGUUGCAAAAACUAAACCUGAGCUAAUGUAUGGCUGUAGCUUGUCAUAAUUAUUUGUGUGAAUAUCAGGUAUAGUGGGGAGAACUCUGUGCUCUGAGAGAAUAGAUUAGAGCUUCCCAAAUGGGCAGUGAUGUAAUAACGUCACCCUGAACGUCAGGAACAGAGGUGGCCCACAGCGCUGCACUGUCCUGGUCAAGAAAUGUGAAGUGGCCCAGCACUCCAGCAACUGGGAGGACUGGGAAGCUGGACAGCUAGCAGAGGGUUUCCUGGAACCCUCAGAAGCAGAAACAUGCCCCCUCAGAUGCGGAGAGGGGUUCUGCAGAAUUUUAACAGGGCAUGCUGACAAGUGGUAUGAAAAGAUAGGAAUCUCAAGCUCAAGUCUCAAGGAUGACCAACCCUCAGAGUCUCAGGCUUUGACCCAGAAAGGAGAAAUUGCACCGAUGAAGUAGAAGUAGCUUCAGUACAAACAGAGUACAGAACUCCUACCACAAUGGCCUGCAUUUUACUGCUGUAUUCAAGAUUAGUUCACAUUGACUAUUCAGUUGUGAACUGAGUGGAGGAGGAGAUAAACGCUCUCCACACCAAUGUGGCCCCCCCUCUCAGAGAGGGCAAGGCAUGUGACAUUCAGCAUAAACUCUAUGUCAUAUGAAUCCUACUUCAGUUUCACAAUUCUUACCACUCUCAGUGUUUCUGGAAGGGAUCUCUGUCAGACUGCCUUAGAUACCAGUCUUACUUAUUUUUAAAUUUGCAAGAAUCCUACACUGUCUCCCAUUAGAGGUGGUUAGCUGGCAGGGUGUUCCCUUGACUUCUGAGACUGGUGGAGGUUGACCCUGGACAGUGGAAGGAUACCCAAGAAUUGUUGUGGAGAUGCUUUGUUUAAACAACGUCAGUAGCCCUUGAAAAUAGCAGAUGUUUAUUCAGUUUAAAAAGGCUAGCUGCUCAAGGGCUUGCAGAUAGGGCCCUCUGGCUAACCUUGGUGUUUUCAAUGGGAACUCAUCUGAACCCAUCCUGACCGCUCAGGGCCUCCUAGUACUGCUAGUUCUCACUUUCAUUGUGUUCAGUGCCUCAGGACGCGUCACUGCUGGGCAAGAAAUGCUCGGAAGUUCAGGCCACGAGGGUUAGAUUGGAGCAAAGUGAUUUUAAGUGAGCUAGCCAGAGCUUUCACCCUCGGGUUUAUAGCAAGUACCCCCCGCUCAUACUCUGGUCCUGGUGUCUGGUCUCCUCUGAGCGUCUUCCAAGACCCACAGUAGAAAUACUCUCUGACAGCAGACUUGCAAAGGCUAGUUCCAGCUAAGAACAGAUACUUUUGUUUUUAUUAAUUACUCCCCUUUCCAUGUUUGCCAUCAAAAUACAUUCAUUUUAUUAACUGAGGACCUUACCAAAAAAAGUGCAUACUGCCUGAAACCAUAACUAUUUUUGAUAGACCUGAUUUACAGUUCUCUUUUUUUUUUUUUAACUAUUUGCUAGUGUCAUAGACAUUCUGUGCUAGAAUGGGCCUGUAUACUUCAGUGAUUCUGUCAUUUUCUAGAGAAGGAAACAAAUCCAUAGGUUCAGGUGGUUUUUGUAACACACACAAAGCCAGCUAGUAACAGAAUUCACAGAAUAUACGUUCUUUUUUCUCUCACCCCAUUGUUCUACUUCCCUUCCCUUUUCCUUGUAGUUGAGUGGCUUUUGGAAAAAUGUGUUCCUUAUAGCAGUAGUUCAAGGGUAUGCUAUUAGAUGGUAUAAGAAAAUAAAAGUGUGUAUGUGGGGAGGGACUCCAUGGUUAAUUAAAAUUGAGGGAUGCUUGGUUUGUGUUCUUUCUGUAGGACUUCUAAAGGGUUUGAAUGUGCAAUUAUAUAGUGUGAAUUUAUAACUGUUUCCUUAGACAGUUAUAAAGGACUGUCUAAGGGACAAAGACUGUUUCCUUAGACUUGUUUGACCUUAAACUGCGCCCCCAUCCUCCUUUCCUCAGAGCAUCUCAACAUACUGCUGGUCCCUUGGGAAACGUGGCUCUGCAGUAAAUUUACAGCUCUUGUGGGAGAUGACAUCCAUAAUGGGAAGUCUGAAUGGUAAAUCUCUUUCCAUGGUACCCUGUAAUUGUAACGAACCUCAAAGUUCAGUGCGAUACUAGAAAGCAGACUUACUUGCCCUUCAGAGCUAUACCUAAAGUAUAGUCUUUCCCCCUAUGGUGUGUGAAAUCAGUAUUUGUGUUUAGUUUUGCAAGUUUUGCAAGGAUCAAUUAAUGUGCAGGUACAGUGGUGAUACAUUGAUACUGCGUUUUAAUAACGCUUUUGUAUGGUGCUUUUGGACUGCUUUUGUAACAGCCCUGUGAGACAGGCAGAUGUUACGUAUUAUCAAAUGAGGCACUGGCGGCUCAGAAGGGUUUCUGUGAUUUUUCCCUUAAGUUUAUACCACACAAUAAUGGAGCCAGAAUUCAGUCAGGAUUUCUGACUCCAAGUCCAGAAUUAUUCACACCUGGUUUCUCAUUUCCCUUCUAGAUUUAUAUUUUACAAUGAAAGGUGUGGAAGCAAUUCUUAAAAUAGUACAUUUUGGCUUAUUAUCAAAUACCGUUUCUUUAUUGUGGUGACUCAGAAAAUGUAACUCCUUUUAUAACUCUCCCAAAGAAAACUCUUCUUUUGUUCCUUGCACUGCCAUUUGUGUAGGUGGCUGCCGUGUAUUUCAAAUACCAUUUGAUUUUUAAACCAAGAUUGGACAAUAUGGUGUGAUUGCUUAAGUAAUUUUGGAAAAUGUGUCAUCUCUGCAUUCUCAGGCGAAGUAGAGAGGGUUCGAAAGUAAAAAAGUAUUCCAUUACAACAACAGAUCUUUAUUCUCUCACAAAUGCUGUUUCUUAGCUUUAACUUGCUUUGACAACCUACUGAUGUAACUUCUUUGUAAAUGUAAAAUAUUUAUAUUUUGAAAUAAAAUCAGUGUUGAAUGAA
Molecule: messenger RNA, 7550 nt
Organism: Phyllostomus hastatus (greater spear-nosed bat)
Lineage: Eukaryota; Metazoa; Chordata; Mammalia; Chiroptera; Phyllostomidae
Gene: TMEM245
Product: transmembrane protein 245
Exons: 17
Coding region: 40-2643 (867 amino acids)
Source: RefSeq, a predicted model, not a curated record